Molecule: messenger RNA, 951 nt
Organism: Glycine soja
Lineage: Eukaryota; Viridiplantae; Streptophyta; Magnoliopsida; Fabales; Fabaceae
Exons: 3
Coding region: 1-951 (316 amino acids)
Molecular function (GO): protein dimerization activity
Source: RefSeq, a predicted model, not a curated record
AUGGGUUUCAUUUAUGAAGCAAUGGAUAGGGCCAAAGAGGCAAUUCAGAGAGCUUUCAAUAACAAUGAAGGGAAGUAUAAGGAUAUCCUUGCAAUCAUUGAUAAAAGAUGGGAUUGCCAACUUCACCACCCUUUGCAUGCAGCGGGUUGUUAUCUAAAUCCGAAGUUCUUUUACACCAAUCCAAACAUUGACAAUGAUAAUGAAGUGGUGGAUGACCUUUACAAAUGUAUUGAUAGACUUAGUGAAGAUGAUAAUUUUGUAGUUAAAGUUCACAAACAAUUUCUAGUGUAUAAAAGGGCUGGAGAGAGGUUUGGUAUGACUGUAGCAAUGAAAGCAAGGAUUGAAAUAUCUCCUGGAAAAACACCACACUUGCAAACCAUUGCCAUUAAAGUUCUAAGUUUGACUUGUAGCUCAUUGGGAUGUGAGCAUAAUUGGAGUACCUUUGAGCAUAUUCACUCAAAGAAGAGAAGUAGGCUUGAGCACGAAAAGCUUCAAGACUUGGUUUAUGUUAAGUAUAACCAAGCUCUUCUAGAUCACUUUGAGUGUCAUGAUGUGAUUGAUCCUAUUGCUUUAAAUGAUAUUGAUGAUAACAAUGAGUGGUUAUUGGGAGAAUUGGAAGGAGAAGAAGAUGGUAAUGAUUUGGUUUUUGAUGAUGAUGAUGAUGAUUUGAAUUGGUUACAUGUUGUUGAGGCAACUUGGGCUGGUGAACCUUUACAAAACACAAGGAGCCAAACAAAGAUAAACAAGGCAGCAGUUGCACCUGCACCUACAAAUGAAAAAGUAAAAAAAGUGGUGGAAGUGAAAGAAGAGAAUGAAGAUGAGGGGGGAGAAGAGUACAAUUCUAAUGCUAGUGAGAGUGAUGGAUUUCAAGAACAUAAUGACUUGAUCUUGAAAAGGAUGAAGAUUCUGAUUAGUAAUUUAGUAUUAAGGAACUUAUAUUUGUCUAUUUAA